Plasmodium gonderi is the source of this 1671-nucleotide messenger RNA. RefSeq lists its product as hypothetical. The transcript has a single exon. NCBI's taxonomy places the organism in Eukaryota, Apicomplexa, Aconoidasida, Haemosporida, Plasmodiidae. The coding region runs from base 1 to 1671 and encodes 556 amino acids. The record is from RefSeq and is a predicted model, not a curated record.
AUGAACAAACCCGUGCAGGUGAAGGGGACGGGUGGGGAAGCCAACAGAAUCGGAAAAAGUGACAAAAUUGGGAAAAGUGACAAAAUUGGAAGAAGUGACCAAAUUGGGAAAAGUGACCAAAUUGGGAAAAGUGACCAAAUUGGGAAAAGUGACCAAAUUGGAAAACCCCAGCAAAACCAGUCAAAGGGAAAACAGUCCAAAGUGAACAAGGAGAGACAAAAAAUAAAACCAAUUCAAGUUAGGAGAAGCAUGAAAGAUAUCCUAGUGGACGAAAAUCCAAGUCAGUAUGUUCUUAAUUAUACGGGGAAAAAAAUAGCAAACAUUUUUUCCGAGGAGUUAUUAAAAAAAAUAGAUAUUUUAAACGAGUCUUCUCAUACAGAAGAAAACAAAAAGGGCGAAAGCACAAAAGGAAAAAACAUAGAACGAAUAAUGAGUACUGAAAAAAUAGAUUCCCAUCAACAAAUGCUGAUGGAAGAAUUAAAUGAAUUACUAAGCAAAGACGAUUUAACAAGUGAGAUGAAAAAUAAUAUUAAAUCUCUUUAUAUUCAAGUACAAGAAAUUUAUAUGGAAAUAAAAAAUGACUUAAAAAUGAACUGUCCAACAUCAGAAGACAUUUUGAAUUUGUAUCGGGCUGAUAACAUGAAUAUGAAAAGCAAAAAUGACAUAUGGAAACGAUUCUGCUUCUACAAACUGUUAGGAGAUCAGAUGAAUGACAUACACAUAUGCACAAUCUCAUCCUAUAGAUUAAAAUAUUUGAAAACUAUUUAUGGCUGGUAUAAGAAGAAUAAGCGUUUUUUAUUUGAUGGAGAAUUGGACUAUGUACCCCAGUCGUCCAGGUUUUCUGAGCGAGGAGAUGAUGAUAGGACAAGCGAUGGCAGAAGAAUCGAUGAGAGGGCAGACGAUGGUGAAAUCAUUGCUAGCAGCACUGAUGUGACAGAGGAGGAGAGAAAUGAUGCGUGUAAUUUCAAGAUAGAUAUAGAAAAAACUAACGAAAAAGGGGAGAAUGGAAAUGAACCAUUUGAUUCAGUUCCAUGUGUAGAAAAUAGUGAAGUGCAAAAUGGAGAAAAUAAAUUGGAAGAAAAUAUGGACAAGUCAAGAAUGUCCAUAGGGAAAGAAAAAGUAGACCAUGAAAAUGAGAAUUCUGAAAAUUUCGAUAAUCUUUUAAUAAUACAUAUGAAUGAAAUAAAUAAAUCAAUUGGUGAAGAUGUGAAGAGAGAACUUCUGCACUCUUGUAAGGAGAAAGAAGGAGUACAUGAUCAUUCAUAUGAUCAUAUCUUAAGCAGUUAUAUAUUCCCUAACUCACUUUUUGUAAAUGAUACUAAAAAUAUAGUAACGGAUGAAGAUAGAACAAAACUGGAAAGUCUUCCUUUUGAUACAUCUGAAAAUAAAUUUCCAGUUAUAGUUGAAAAUAAGCCUCCAAAAAAUGAGCCUAAAUUGGAGUACACAUGGCAUGAGGAGGAGGAGGAGGAAGAGGAAGAAGAAGAACAGGGGGUAGAGGAAAGUUUUUCUGCUGUCCCAAGUGACACAAAGAAAAUCAAGGAACUUGAGGAAGAGAUAAAGAAGCAGAAGUUGCUAAUUAAGGAGAAAGAGACAGAAAUAAUUAACUCACCCAUCGGCAUUAAAUUUAAGGGAAUCUUUGGGAAGUUUCAAGACAUCGAUAUGAGGGGCUGA